AUGGUGAGACGGAAAUGUCCUGAUUCGAUCGCAAGUCAACUGAAAGGAAUCAACUGCCCGAGGCGGCCAGGUUUCUACACAUUUUUCAGGAGUUCUGCUUCAAUGACUGGACGGCUUUUGAUUCGGACGGCGAUUGUGAGAUGGAUUUCUUACAAGGUGACAAAGGCGAUUAUAGGGGUGCAUUGGCCACAUUGCAACAAGUUGGCUAUGGCUCAGUCAUCGCCAAGAUCCGUUUGGCAUUUCAACGCUACUGGUGCAAUAGAGCGGAAGCGGUUACUUAAGGAGAUGCAAAUAGAGGAGACCGUGGCCAAAGAACUCGAAGAGCGACGCCGCACUUGGGAUGUGAACAACGGUCAAUUCGACAAGUUCAGUCAAUGGUAUAUCGAAUACCGGAAGAAUAUUUGGCAUAAAGACGAUUACCUACCAUGGCUGCUUUACGAGAAUGAAAUUUCAUGUCUCAAAAUAACAUUCGACGUCUGUGAAAAGCCGCCACGUCGGAUCAACUAUGGCGGACGAGUCAGAUACACUUGUGAAAACUAG
Messenger RNA from Cooperia oncophora, 540 nucleotides. NCBI's taxonomy places the organism in Eukaryota, Metazoa, Nematoda, Chromadorea, Rhabditida, Trichostrongylidae. The record is from the annotation of a GenBank genome assembly.